AUGAAACAUAUUGGAAGGCAUUACGCUGCCACACUCGAUCAUUGGUACAGCGCAUGGAUGAAGAACAAGAAGGAAAUCUUGGCGCUGGGUUACUCUGAGUCUUUCCAUCGACGAUGGCAGUACUACUUCUGUCUGUGCUCGGCUCUGUUCGCCAAUGAUCACAUCGACACCAUUCAGUUCACUCUCACAAAAGCCUCA
This is a messenger RNA of Ostertagia ostertagi, 198 nucleotides long. The record is from the annotation of a GenBank genome assembly. NCBI's taxonomy places the organism in Eukaryota, Metazoa, Nematoda, Chromadorea, Rhabditida, Trichostrongylidae.